Molecule: messenger RNA, 970 nt
Organism: Cuscuta epithymum
Lineage: Eukaryota; Viridiplantae; Streptophyta; Magnoliopsida; Solanales; Convolvulaceae
Source: the annotation of a GenBank genome assembly
GCCCAGGAUCCAGCAAAGCAGCCCUACCUUUAUAUUUACAUAAUACCAGGGUUCGUCUCCCUUCGCUCACAGCAGCCUCACAAAAUCUCCAGGAGCGGCGGCAAAAUCAGAGGCAGCAAUGGCAUCAGAAAAGAAAUUGAGCAACCCGAUGAGGGAGAUCAAGGUCCAAAAGCUCGUCCUCAACAUUUCCGUCGGUGAGAGUGGAGAUCGUCUCACCAGAGCAGCUAAGGUCUUGGAGCAACUCAGUGGCCAGACACCGGUUUUCUCCAAAGCAAGGUAUACUGUGAGGUCCUUCGGCAUCAGGCGUAAUGAAAAGAUUGCAUGCUAUGUUACAGUCAGAGGUGAUAAGGCAAUGCAGCUUCUUGAGAGUGGAUUGAAAGUCAAGGAAUAUGAAUUGCUAAGGAGAAACUUCAGUGACACUGGGUGCUUUGGUUUUGGUAUCCAGGAACACAUUGAUCUUGGGAUUAAGUAUGAUCCAUCAACAGGUAUUUAUGGAAUGGACUUUUUUGUGGUGCUAGAACGCCCUGGUUACCGAGUGGCACGCCGGCGUAGGUGCAAGGCUCGGGUGGGAAUCCAGCACAGGGUCACAAAGGAUGAUGCCAUGAAGUGGUUCCAAGUCAAAUAUGAGGGUGUUAUCCUUAACAAAUCCUCCAACAUCCAAUCCUAAUUUGAAUUUGUGUUGCAGCUGUCUGUUUGUUUUAACUCUUUGCUUUGUUCCAGCCAUCCUUUAAAUUCUGCAACUUUAAUAUGCUAUUCAUUUUUGGUAGAUCUCCUUGACUACAAGUUUUCUUCAGAGUAAUGAUAUUUAAGAAUGUGUUAUGCCAUUUGUAUCCUUUUAAUUUAAUUCAUGAAGUCAAGUCUCAUUUAGUGGUGGACCUUUGGUUGAGCCGGGCUACGGUGAUCCCUGGGUCCAAAAUAUUCAGGUCCGGUACCGGCUUGGGUACUGGCCUGGGUAGUACUGGGUCAGGAU